AUGGAGGCUGUGCCGGGCCGCCGGCAGCGUCAGCAGAUGCGGGGUGACAGGGACGGAGCGGGCCGCCGCCGCCGCCACCGUGACGAAAACCCCAGUCAAAUACAAACCCAGUGUAGCAACUGGCCCGGGGGCAACAGGGCGGCGGCGGCGGGGGGGGGGGACACACUGGCCCGGGGGCAACAGGGCGGCGGCGGGGGGGGGGACACACUGGCCCGGGGGCAACAGGGCGGCGGGGGGGGGGGACACACUGGCCCGGGGGCAACAGGGCGGCGGCGGCGGCGGCGGGGGGGGGGGACACACUGGCCCGGGGGCAACAGGGCGGCGGCGGCGGCGGGGGGGGGGGGACACACUGGCCCGGGGGCAACAGUGCGGCGGCGGGGGGGGGGGCAACAGUGCGGCGGCGGGGGGGGGGACACUGGCCCGGGGGGCAACAGUGCGGCGGGGGGGGGACGACACACUGGCCCGGGGGCAACAGUGCGGCGGGGGGGGACACACUGGCCCGGGGGCAACAGUGCGGCGGGGGGGGGAACACACUGGCCCGGGGGCAACAGGGCGGCGGGGGGGGGGGACACACUGGCCCGGGGGCAACAGGGCGGCGGGGGGGGGAACACACUGGCCCGGGGGCAACAGUGCGGCGGGGGGGGGGGGACACACUGGCCCGGGGGCAACAGGGCGGCGGGGGGGGGGGACACACUGGCCCGGGGGCAACAGUGCGGCGGCGGCGGGGGGACGACACACUACACGAGCCCGGGAGCAACAGCCGCGGUUCCCGGGUUUACCAAGGGGGAAAAUAUGUACUUUUUAAGAAGUUGUCCGAUCUGA
This is a messenger RNA of Pristis pectinata (smalltooth sawfish), 822 nucleotides long. RefSeq lists its product as uncharacterized. NCBI's taxonomy places the organism in Eukaryota, Metazoa, Chordata, Chondrichthyes, Rhinopristiformes, Pristidae. The record is from RefSeq and is a predicted model, not a curated record. The transcript has a single exon. The coding region runs from base 1 to 822 and encodes 273 amino acids.